AUGGCAUGCAUUAUUAUGCAUUUCUCUUCACAGAUCACUAAGAAGCCCCCAGUAUCUACAGCUGGACCGAUGAUAACAAAGCUGAUCAUCACAAAAGCCCUGAACAAUAAAGGACUGUCCAGCCCAGCUUCAGUGGCUCCUGUAGUGACUGGGCGAGUUGUUACCCAGAGUACUCCAGUGACACCUCCACGCACCCUCACCAUUGGUGAGACCGUCAGCACUGUGCCACAGAAUACAUCUGGCAACAGCAAAGUCGCCAUCUCGCCUCUUAAGUCUCCCAGCAAGCUGACAGUGGUUUCGGUUGCCAGUCAGUCUCCAAACUCACCCCAGAAGUCUGUGACGCUGCCGCUCAACGUGGCUCUGGGCCAGCAGAUCCUCACAGUUCAACAGUCUGCCACCACCUCUCCAGCUAAAGCCGGAACCAGCCAGUCCACCGCACAGACUGUAAAGACAGUGGGAGGAGUGGGACCAUCCCAGUUUAAGACCAUCAUCCCCCUCACAACACCUCCCAACGUGCAGCAGAUCCAGGUGCCAGGCAGCCGCUUCCAUUAUGUGCGACUGGUAACGGCCACCACUGGCAGCACCACUGCACAGUCGGGCGGCAGCACCAACACCAACCCUUCCAUCCAAUCAGCCAAGCCUGUAAUGAUGAAUGCUGCAGUACGGAUGUCUGUACCCAUCAUCCCAGCACAGAGCAUCAAACAGGUUGUACCCAAACCCUUGAUGUCAGCAGCCCAGGUGGUGACCACGAGUCAGACGCCCCAGCGUCUCAUCAUGCCAGCCACACAUCUGCCACAGAUCCAGCCGAACCUCACCAGCCUGCCGCCAGGCACUGUGCUCGCCCCCGCCCACGGCUCGGGGAACAUGGGCUAUGCUGUGUUGCCAGCCCCGUACGUUACACAGAUCCCUCAGUCUGCGUUUGUGACUUUGACCAGCAGCUCCACCUUCUCAACAGCCACCCCCAUACAGACUCAAGCCAGGCUUUCACUCAACGGUUUAUCAACGUCCGAAGCAACUUCAAGGCCGAGAAAACCCUGCAACUGCACACGGUCACAGUGUCUGAAAUUGUAUUGUGAUUGCUUUGCCAACGGGGAAUUCUGUAAUAACUGCAACUGUGUUAAUUGCUUCAACAACCUUGAUCAUGAGAGUGAAAGACUGAAGGCCAUCAAGGCAUGUUUAGACAGAAACCCUGUGGCUUUCAAGCCCAAGAUUGGCAAAGGCAAACAAGGGGAGUCAGACAGGAGACACAGCAAAGGCUGCAACUGUAAGAAGUCUGGCUGUCUGAAAAACUACUGCGAGUGUUAUGAGGCAAAGAUCAUGUGUUCGUCCAUCUGCAAAUGCAUGGGCUGCAAGAACUUUGAGGAGAGUCCAGAGAGGAAGACGCUGAUGCACCUGGCAGACGCUGCAGAGGUGCGAGUCCAGCAGCAAACCGCAGCCAAAACCAAACUCUCCUCACAGAUCUCAGAUCUGCUCACUAGAACCACACCGGCCGUCAUCAGCGGUGGCGGAAAGUUGCCAUACACAUUCGUAACGAAGGAAGUGGCCGAGGCGACGUGUGACUGUUUGCUGGAGCAGGCCGAGCAGGCCGAACUCACCAACCAGCCUCAGGCCGUGGCAGAACGCCUCAUUCUGGAGGAGUUUGGUCGCUGCCUCAGGAGAAUCAUCAGUUUUGCUGGCAAAGCCAAGACAGACUGUCCCAUAAACUGCUAGAGCCGUGACUCGGAGCCCUCCUGCCCGUUUGAGGCCCAGGGUGUUGCUGAACCUAGAAUCGGGCUCCACUGAUGGCACUUUUACCGGCCCCACAUACGGAUUCAUGGGCCUUCUAAUAAAAAGACACAAACCAGAACUUCCCAUUGGCCUGUGAGAUGUGUUGUGGAGGACGCACUAUAUUCAGUAGGAGGACUACAGUACUUCAUUGUAGCCCCUGCGAUGAUGGACUUACACCGUUUGCUUUGUCGGAAGGGUUUGCUUUAUUUUAGAGCAAUCGAUACAAUUUUAAGGUAGUUUUUGUUUUGUUUGGCAACGUUUUCCACUUUUAAAUCUGCUUAAUCAUGAUAUUUGGUUGUCUUUUAAAACUGGAUUUUCAUAUUAUCAUUCACUGUUGUCAGAAAGCCCUUUUUUUUCUUACUAAUAACCUCAGGACAGUUGGGAUGCGGAAGGAACUUCCCUGCACAUGUAAUUGGUCGUCUGAUCAUGACUUGUAUACAGUAAGUAGCUUGUGCUGUAGCUUCAUUAUAUUUAAGUGCUCGCAGCAGAUUCUGUUCCUUGAGCAGAAUCGGGUUCAGUCUUCAUCGUUCAGUUCAUGUUCAAGCAUGCAGACAUUCAGCCGGGCCGCUGGACGGGAUGAGGGCCACACGAGAUUGAAGCAGAGCAUGGCGGUACAGAUUUCCUGUCCUCCAAAAAGAUUAGUUGAAUCUUUACUAAUGGAAAAAAGCAGCUAAAUAAGCUUUGCAAUCCAGUAGUGAGUCUUGAGGCUUGAUUGAUAUGCUCCUUCAUCUCAGUCCACAGAUCAGUUGAGAACCUGCUCACUGAUUCUUUUCACUAGGUUCGUUUGUUUUGCAGUUAUUGGUUGAUCAGCUCUGUCAGGGCCGAAUUAAACCAAACCUUUUCCGUACUCUGAGUCUGAUGAGUCUACACGUGUGUAGUCACUAAAACGCUGCGAGUGAAUCUCAUGAGACCUGUCAAGAACAUGUCCAGUUCAUAUUACAUCCCAAAAUGAAAUGUUUAUUGCUUAAAGAAAAAGAAGCUUAUUUAAGGACCCAUUAAAUGGUUAUUUCACCCCAAAAUGAAAUUUCUGUCAUUUACUCACCCUCGUGUUGUUUCA
Sinocyclocheilus rhinocerous is the source of this 2824-nucleotide messenger RNA. Its product is annotated as protein lin-54 homolog. NCBI's taxonomy places the organism in Eukaryota, Metazoa, Chordata, Actinopteri, Cypriniformes, Cyprinidae. Gene Ontology annotation, cellular component: nucleus. Gene Ontology annotation, biological process: regulation of DNA-templated transcription. Bases 1 to 1710 code for a protein of 569 amino acids. The transcript is spliced from 13 exons. The record is from RefSeq and is a predicted model, not a curated record.